AGAUGUGUUCAACCCUAAAUAUACUUACAAUCGAAAACACCCGAGUAAUAUCCAAUCGAAUACUUCCUCUCGCAGCCUUGGAAAAGGUCAACAGCAUUUGCGGACAAAUAUUCUACAAAGGACAAUGCUGUCAGCUCAAAGUGUUAAGCUUGCAUGUGUGCUGCCAAAGGUAAGCUCCCUUGGUGCAGCUGGUGCCCGGCUGAAGCACACACUGCCAGAGUUACCUUAUGAAUACUCAGCAUUGGAACCAGUCAUCUCAAAUGAAAUCAUGCAGAUUCACCACCAGAAACAUCAUCAGACCUAUGUUAACAAUCUUAAUGCCACAGAGGAAAAACUUGCCGAGGCUAUGAAAAACAAUGAUGUUGCUCAGGUGAUAUCCCUCCAGCCUGCACUAAAGUUUAAUGGAGGUGGCCACAUUAAUCAUUCGAUAUUCUGGCAGGUUCUCAGUCCAAAAGGAGGUGGCUCACCAUCUGGUGAUCUCUUAGAAUUGAUAAAGAGGGAUUAUGGUUCAUUCGAUAAAAUGAAGGACAUGUUGACACAGGCUUCGGUGGGUGUACAAGGCUCGGGCUGGGGCUGGUUAGGAUUUAAUCAAUUGAAUGGUAGAUUGAGGAUCCUUACUUGUGCUAAUCAAGAUCCUCUGCAACCAACAACAGGUUUUAUUCCUUUAUUUGGAAUUGACGUUUGGGAACAUGCUUAUUAUCUUCAGUAUAAAAACGUUCGACCCGAUUAUGUUAAAGCUAUUUUCGAUGUUGCCAACUGGGAGGAAGUGGGAAACAGGCUGGCCCAAGCCCGACUGGAUGCCUAGAUGGGCAUUGUUUGUUUGUUUUGGGUACUGUAAUAAUACAUUUUAUUACAAGUUUACUGGAUGGAAAGGACAAGUGUAGGCAUUUGCCCUGUUUAUACAGUAUACCAGUAUAGUUUAAGUUAUAUAAUGACUUUGUUGACUGAUAUUUAAUUGACUUAAUUGAUUUAAGGGUGAUCAGUGAUUUUAUCAACUAUGUGUGUUUCAAAUAGAUUAUUUUUUUGUGUGUGUCAUAAUAUUAUGAUAUUGAAUACAUAUUUGCUUAAGGAAAAAAAAACUGAAUACACAGAAGUUCUGAAGAAAAACUCUCCACACAAGAAUGAUAUUUAGAUUGCAUUAGGAAAUAGUCAUGUUUUUUCUUACAAUCAGAUGUACAAGUUGGCCUGCCGGCAUUCUUUUUACAUAGGAAUAACUAUUAUAAAAUAGCAAAAAAGUGUGCUUUUUGUUUUCACAGAUAUUUGUUUCACGAGUAUUACUAUUAUAACAUUUAAUGUUAGUAUUUUUUUACACUGUAUGGUAGAAUUUGAUACAGUUGAACAUUAAAACUAGAAAUGAUUAAAAAAAGAUUGUAUGAUCAUUGUUUUUAUACUGAAAGAAAUAAAUGGUGUUACUUGCACAUUUCUUAAUAUUUUUGGCUGUAAUAAGUCACGAUUUAAAAUAAAAAAAGUUUUUACAGCAAAGUCACAAAUUUGAAAUAAAUAAAAGUUCUUACAGCUUUAUUGGAUGAAAUGAUAUGACACCUUUUAGAAAAGACCUAUUUUGUAUCUAUAUGAUUGAGCUUCUUAUUAAGUCUUAAAAUGGAGUUAAUUAAGAUGUGAGGUUUUCAUUAAUUCAGCUAGUCUGAUAGUCAGUCAUAGGUAAAAUAUUUAAGAUUUUUAUUCAGACUUUGCAAGUUUUUGUGGCCCAUUAGAAAGCUUAUAUUGGUACAUUUAUAAGUACUUAUAUGCAACUUAUUUGCUAUUAAGUCUCAAUUUUAGUUAAGAUUUGUUUACAUUUUUUCCAAUGCAAUUGUUAAAAGUAAACAAACAUGUAUGUAUAAACAAGAGUAUUAAUAAAUCAUACACAAAUGAGA
Molecule: messenger RNA, 1874 nt
Organism: Ruditapes philippinarum (Manila clam)
Lineage: Eukaryota; Metazoa; Mollusca; Bivalvia; Venerida; Veneridae
Product: superoxide dismutase [Mn], mitochondrial-like
Exons: 4
Coding region: 125-805 (226 amino acids)
Biological process (GO): superoxide metabolic process
Cellular component (GO): mitochondrion
Molecular function (GO): metal ion binding; superoxide dismutase activity
Source: RefSeq, a predicted model, not a curated record